This is a messenger RNA of Mycosarcoma maydis (corn smut), 531 nucleotides long. RefSeq lists its product as uncharacterized. The record is from RefSeq and is a predicted model, not a curated record. The transcript has a single exon. Bases 1 to 531 code for a protein of 176 amino acids. Lineage: Eukaryota; Fungi; Basidiomycota; Ustilaginomycetes; Ustilaginales.
AUGACUACUGUCACACAGGCAUCUUCGCUUCGCAUGGCGCCAAUGAGCCCAGACGAGUACGUGCUCGACCCACGCAAGUCUCUGCCAGACUACCGUCGCGAGAUCUACGACUUGCUUCAGUACCUCGACGACGAGCAGGACAAGAUCGAGAAGCAACUUGCGCACUUCUCAUCUUCAGCAAGCGUCACAUCCUCCGCCAAGUCGACAAGACGGCGUGCCUCGAACUCAUCGCAGAGAAGGCGCGUUCUCGCCUUGGACGACAAUGAAGUCGAUGCAGGCUCGGAAUCGGACGACGAUGCCGAUGAUUUUGUCGUUGUUGAAGACAUCAAUGCGGCGAGCCGGAAGAAGCAGCUCUUGGCCCAGCUUCAUCAGCUUUGGAGGACAAGGGAUGCACUGCGCAAGAGAGCCAAGCAGCUUAACAUCCGAAUUGACAGUUUGACCCACGGUAAAGGUUCAGGUCUCAUGCCUGCCGAAGACUUGUGGCAACCUGGAUGCGAGAUUCACGGCCAGGAUGAGAGCGACGAGCUCUGA